Molecule: messenger RNA, 1332 nt
Organism: Athalia rosae (coleseed sawfly)
Lineage: Eukaryota; Metazoa; Arthropoda; Insecta; Hymenoptera; Athaliidae
Product: putative malate dehydrogenase 1B
Exons: 6
Coding region: 84-1313 (409 amino acids)
Biological process (GO): malate metabolic process; oxaloacetate metabolic process; tricarboxylic acid cycle
Molecular function (GO): L-malate dehydrogenase (NAD+) activity
Source: RefSeq, a predicted model, not a curated record
UCAAUUAGCAUUGGCUGAAUGAGCAUUGCAAGGCACAAAAUUGGUCGCACGAAAGUUCGCCACUGAUAUGGCGUCAAUUUGGUAUGCGAACUGCAAAUGCUGUAUACAUGGGUGGUGCAACGCAGUUCUGGAAAUUCAUUCACGAAUAUUACGGGAUUCGAUCUGAGCUUAGUCAAGAUGAGCUGCAGGCUCUGGGUCAAGAUUUCGUACAGGAAACUGAGGCUGGUAGAGAAAAAAACGUUUCAAAAGCAACACAAAAAAAUGAAUACAUUGCAAUUUUAGGAUCAGAUGUAUCACUUUGUCAAACUCUUACAGCUGAGUUGUUCCUCCUUGAAAAACUGUAUCAAGCCAAAAUUAUGAUAGUCAAAUUAUAUGAUACAUCGUCAAGUAAUCCAAAACUCAAACGGCAAGGAGAUCUUAGUGAUACAGUUACUAAAGGUUUGCGCACUCCGAUAAUUGUACAAAAAAUUGAGACUGCUCUAAUUAAUUGCACCGUAUUGAUUCUAUUGGAUGAAAUACCGCGGAUGGAGGAGGAGACUACAGAAAAUUGGCUGAAACGUAAUCGUAGCAUCAUGCUUGAAUUGGCAGCAGACAUAAAUAAAUUCGCUCCAGCUGAAAUGAAAGUAAUAUUUUGUUCCACUGGCCCAAGUUGUUUUAAUGCCGGAAUACUUGCCACUGCAGCUCCAAAGCUAGAUGCCCACAAUAUAGUAGCAGUUGCCCUUUCAGAGGGUAUUGAGAAUCUUAGAGAAACCUUAGAUUCCGUCGGUUUUCCAUUGACAGAGAUAGGGCACCCCCCAGUUUGGGGAUUCUCAGCAAUAAACCAUUUCGUCGACUUCUGCAAUAUUGUACAAAGACAUGAGAUUUACAGACCUAACAACAGAGCUAUAAAAGCUCACAAAGGUACAACUUUACCACUUGGUGUGAAGCAACCUGAUUUAAGAUCAAUGUUCUACUUGCUACACGAGAAAAGUUCUCUGGUGAAUAAUCCCACGUUCGAGGUAAUAAAGGUGAACGACUCUCAAAAGUGUAAAGCUAUCUGCGAUCUGCUCAGACUUUGGUAUUCGGACAGUUCUAAUGAUGGUGAAAUCAUUAGCUUAGGAGUGCGUUCGAAUGGUACGUUUGGCAUUCCAAGUGGAAUAUAUUUUGUGCAACCCGUCUGUCUGAAAAAGAGAAAGAACAAGUCUUAUGUUUGGGUACCACACACCCAUUUUCCUGUACCGAAUCACACUCGCUGUAUUCUUGGUAGCAUGAUCAAUGGAGCUAAAAUUCUGCUUGAUAAACUUGUUCUUCAGCCAGUUGAAAAUACUCAAUAAAUAUUCUCACAAAUAAUAU